AUGAAAGAAUUGCUUCAUCAACGUUCAUUCAGUAAAGAUAAGAUUGAGGCUUGCAUGUCGGAUAAAAUCACCAUCAAGGAAAGAGAUCAGUAUUGUGCUAAAAGUGGUGAUCCAUUUGAUAUAAUAGCUAAUGCUUUAGAUGAAUUGGCAGAAGCUGGAGCCGAUCCUAAAAAUAUUUCAUUAGCUAAGGAUCCAACUACUACCGAAGAGUCUAAUGAAAUUCAGAAGAGGCAACUCAUACAGGGAUUAGCUAAUCU
This is a messenger RNA of Entrophospora candida, 257 nucleotides long. NCBI's taxonomy places the organism in Eukaryota, Fungi, Glomeromycota, Glomeromycetes, Entrophosporales, Entrophosporaceae. The record is from the annotation of a GenBank genome assembly.